AAGACAGAAGAGAGAGGACAGAAGAGAGACAGAUCAGUCAUGUCAGGGUAAAUACAGUAUAUCAAAGUUAAAACUAUAUAAUGGCCAUUUGAAAAGACCUUGCUCUAACAAACUGUCUAAAAGCAGUAGGCCUAUGGUAAAACAAGUGGAAUAUGAAUGUAUAACUUGCAAGAUUAUUCUUUGAAAAAAUAUAAUUGAUUAAAUGUUUAAACGGUAUGUAAUGUCCAUCCAGACCCUUUCAACUAUUCAAAGCAAACAAUGUACUUUAUAUUGCAUUACUCUAUGCUGCAUUCACCAGCCAUGAGAUGGUAGUGUAUAGAGACACUUCAGUGUCCCAGCCAAUUGUGUUGUAGGCUAACUGUCUCGUCUGUGUACGUCAGUGUGCUUGGCAGGAUGUACAGCUUCAUGGGCGGUGGGUUGUUCUGCGCUGGAGUCGGGAACAUACUCCUUAUUAUCUCUACAGCAACCGAUUACUGGAUGCAGUAUCGUCAAUCCAACAACUACAUGCAUCAGGGCCUGUGGCGCUACUGUGUUCCUGGGAAAUGCAUGACACACACAGAUAGCAUUGGUAAGAGCAACAUGUCCCCUUUGUCAUCAAACGUACUGUAAGUGAAAGAAAGGCCUUUAUGAGGUCACAUUGUCAUUUGUUCCAGUGUAAAAAAGCAUUUCAACAAUAACGCAAUCAGCUCCUUUUAUUUGAGCAGGUUUAGUUGGGAAUAAAUCACCAUAAUUCAACAUUUGGUGCAAAAUAUAGAAUAUUGUGUAAUAAGUAAAUGUUCAGUGAUGUCACAUUUGUGUAAAGUGUGAAAUGUAAUUCAGUAGUAUGGACAGGAACGUCACUGAUAAUAGUAGUAGUGCUUAUUGGGUAAGUUGUACCUGUACUGGGUGUCAGCCUUGUCCUCUCUGUGCCCUGUCACCAGCAUACUGGGAUGCUACCCGUGCCUUUAUGAUCCUCUCCCUGCUGGCCUGCUUCAUUGGCAUCGUGAUCGGUGUCAUGGCCUUCAUACGCUCCUCCUCCUUCAGUGGGUUUGACAAGACGUUUGCUGCCGGCAUCCUCUUCUUCAUCUCCUGUAAGUGUCUCCUCCUACUGUCAUUUCUCCCUGUCACUCUAUCAAGCACAGAAAUAUAAUAAAUUAAUUAUAUUUCUAUGCUAUCAAGUCUCUGUUGAUGGAUGUGAUGAAAGGAAUAAAGCACCAUUUGAUUGACUACUCUCCACAGGCUUCUUUGUACUGCUGGCGAUGGCUGUGUACACUGGGGUGACGGUGAACUACUACGGGAAACGAUAUGGGAACUGGCGCUUCUCCUGGUCCUACAUCAUGGGUUGGGUGGCCGUGGUCCUCACUUUCUUCUCAGGUAGGAUGAUGUGGUUCUGCCUAUAGAGCUAAAGGACUUCAUUUACUAUUUGUGCGUCCCAAAUGGCAACAUAUUCCCUUUAGUGUUCUACUUUUGAAGAAGGCCCAUAGGGCUCUGGUCAAAAGUAGUGCACUAUAUAAGGAGUAGGCUGCCAUUUGAGAUGCAUCCAAUGGCUCAGUCCAACACGAUUCAUUUGAAGACAAAAACAUAUUCACAUAAGUGGAUAAUCCAGUAUACAGUAUGCCUAUGAACUGAAUGGUAAUCUCUUCCUAUUUUCUUUUACAGGUAUCUUCUACAUGUGUGCCUACAGGAUGCAUGAAUGCCCGAGAAACUCCAACUCCCGCUGA
Coregonus sp. 'balchen' is the source of this 1700-nucleotide messenger RNA. The record is from the annotation of a GenBank genome assembly. NCBI's taxonomy places the organism in Eukaryota, Metazoa, Chordata, Actinopteri, Salmoniformes, Salmonidae.